Molecule: messenger RNA, 1827 nt
Organism: Botrytis porri
Lineage: Eukaryota; Fungi; Ascomycota; Leotiomycetes; Helotiales; Sclerotiniaceae
Exons: 1
Coding region: 1-1827 (608 amino acids)
Source: RefSeq, a predicted model, not a curated record
AUGCGACCCGGCAGCAUCCUCCAAAACUACACCGGCCCCAUGCCCGACCUCGGCGGUCCCCCCAACACAAAUCCCAACCCCCGAGGUUCCGGCAAUCGGCGCCGCUCCUCCAGCACCAUCAAAGCCGUACCCCGCCGCGGACAAACUCUCGCCGACGAGCUCGCCGGUUUUUCCAGCAUAGGGAGUUCACCCGCUUCGUCCCUCUCACAUGCCUCUUCCGAAGACGAAGGAGAAACCGUCCAAAGCAGAACUAUCGCCGAGACACCUCUUCAACGAAAAGCGCGUCUGCAAACCGAGCAAGUUCUCGAAAGACAUAAUAAGUAUCUCAAAGAUCACAAUGUGCGCAGGGAUAUGAUAAUCCAAGCGCCAGCCCCAGAAACGACUCCCGCACCCGCAGCAGCCCCCCUCUCCAAAGCCCAAAAACGACUUUCCCAACCCGGGAUUGCGAAAGCCGCACAGCCAUCUCCAGCAGUCCCUCUAUCCAAAGCUCAAAAACGGGUUUCGCAGCCCGAGAAUACGGGAAACAAGACAAAGUCAUCUCUGGGCGAAUUUAUCUCCAACACUCAGAAGCGAGUUUUCCAGACCGACGACGCGGGAAAUAAGGCGACAGCAUCUCCGAUCAUCCCUCUAUCCAAAGCUGAGAAACGAGCGUCAAAAAAGCCCGAAAAUACCGGAAGCAGGGCAAAGUCCCAUCAGCAAGCUCCGCGAUCUGUCCCUAUGGGCGGUCCACACAUGCCUGUGGAUCAACCAGGACUAGCACCGCGUCGCGUGCCUGCUCCUGUUCAGACGGUAAGACCGCCUCCGCACUCCGAUGGAUUUUUCGCGACCAUUUCGCGAGAAUAUGGAUGGGGUUGGUUGUGGUGGCUUAGUCUUCCACUUGCCGUUCUUCUUGUGUCGUUUUAUGCAAGUCGGUGGGUGCAGGAAAAUCAGCUUGCGAUGGAGACGUUUAAGAGGAAUGCUGAGGAAUCGAUGAAGAGCAAGUUUAAGGUUAAGGCCGAGAUGACGAAUGGGGAUGCAGUGAUUGAGAUUGCCUCUGCUAUUCAUGAUAUUGCGAGUAUAUCAUUGGAUGAGAAAGGAAUUCUUGAGAAAUUAACCGAUAGUCCCUUUAAUCAAGCCGUGCUACCUAUUGAAGCACUCCGAAAAGAAGUUAUAGAGGCCGAAGGAAAAAAAUCUCAACCUCUCCUCUGGAAAAUCGAUAAAUUUGUCGUAAAGAAUCGAGAAGUAGAUCACGCGUGGCGUUCUUUCCUCGAACAACAAAUUGAAGCUACUGCGGAACUUACAGGUAUAUUUGAUGGAUAUGCUAGGAAUGCUGGUUUCGAAGGAGAUCAUCCUGACUGGAUCAGAGCUGCUCAUAACAUCACACAUCAUGACUUCACCGACAUUCCACAAAAAACAUAUCGUGAAGGCGAACAAAUUCUUUGUCAAAUACUCGGGAAGAAAGAUGGUCCCAAAUGUCCUUCAAUCGGGAAAAUGCUUAUAGAAGUUUACAAUGAUCUCAAGCAAGGACUUGAAAAGCCCGGUAUCAAGAUUCCACCAGAAACAUUCAAGACAUAUACAGCAGCGACGGCUGACAUAGCAAAAGCCAUCAAGUCAGUACUUAAGAGAUGGGAAACUGCAGCGGAUAGAAUCGAGGCAGCAAGAUUAUUAUAUAAGGAUGAACAUGCUAUAGGAAAUGUAGAGAAAGUGGAUGAAUCGUUGGAUAAGACCUCAAGAGCUCUAACCGAUGCAAUGUUGAGCCCCGUGGUAGAGCGAGAAGAAAUUCCAUCAUAUCCAACAGCUGUCAGAAGACUGGCAGAGGCGAAAGUUUGGAUAAAGAAGUUACAAUGA